Paramuricea clavata is the source of this 12688-nucleotide messenger RNA. Lineage: Eukaryota; Metazoa; Cnidaria; Anthozoa; Malacalcyonacea; Plexauridae. The record is from the annotation of a GenBank genome assembly.
AUGGGUGAAGGCAAAAUAAAUGGAGUUGUUUUUCUUGAUUUAUGUAAAGCAUUUGACUCGGUGAAUCACGAGAUAUUAUUGGUGAAGCUUAAAGGGCCCAGUUUGGAAUUCACGACAUUGAAUUAAAAUGGUUCCAAUCAUACUUAAGGAAUAGAAAGAAAGUGUGUUCUGUUAAUGAUCAAACUUCUUCUGCAAGAACAAUAAUAUGCGGAAUUCCGCAAGGAUCCAUACUUGGUCCAUUAUUGUUUUUGCUAUAUAUUAAUGAUAUGCCUGACAUUUUAGAAAGGACAACCCCAUGUCUUUAUGCCGACGACACUCAGAUAUCUUCCUCUUCGCAUGAUUACGAUACAUUGAUUGACAAUUUGAAUAUGGACCUUUCCAGUAUUCAUAAAUGGCUUGCUAAAAACAAACUAAAAUAUCAUAGGAAAAAAACAAAAGUCAUGUUUAUUGGAUCUACGCAUAAUCUAAAUAAUAAAAUAGGAAAUAGACCCGUUGAGAUUAACAAAAUCCCAGUCCCACAAACCAAUACAUUUCAAUGUCUAGGUGUAAAUCUAGAUGAAAAAUUAAGUUGGGAGAAACAUAUUGAUUCUGUAUGCCAUAAGAUUAGCGCUGGAAUAGGAGCAAUUAAAAGAAUAAAACCUUAUGUUCCACACAAAACCUUACAUGAUGUCUACAAAACAUUAAUUCAGCCUCAUUUUGAUUACUGUUCUCCCCUGUGGGAUAACUGUGGUUUGGGACUUCAAGACAAAUUGCAAAAAUUCCAAAAUCGAGCAGCAAGGGUGAUUACCGGAGCUGACUACGAUGUAAGAUCGUCUGAAGUCCUAAACAAAUUAGGCUGGGAAACCCUGGCUAGGAGACGAGAACAAAACAAGCUAGUAUUGAUGUAUAAAGUCUUGGGGAACCACACUGCGCCAAACCUUAAAGAUCUUUUUUCUCGGAGAAAUGCAUCGCAGAAUAUUUAUGAUUUACGCAAUAGCGAAACUGAUCUCUCGUUAAAAAAACCGAAAACGGAAUUUCUAAAGAAAACAUUUGGAUACAGUGGAGCACUUCUAUGGAAUAGUCUCCCGCAAGAUGUCAAGGCGGCUGAGUCAAUUACGUCAUUUAAAACAAUGGCGAAAUUGCAUCUAAGCAGAUGAUAAGCUAAUUUCUCCAGGACCAAAUGAUGGGAGGACAAUAUAGAUUGUGGGCGGGAGGGGGGUUAGUUUUGCGUGAGGGUGGGUAGGUACUUGUUUAGGGGGUGGAGGUUUGGGAGGAAGAUGAUAAAGUUUUAGGGUGGGAUUCUUACAUAUUUUUGUUCUAUAUAUAAUUAACAUUUAGCUCUUUGUGUGUAUACGCCCUUCGUGGAAACCAGUUGUAAAUAAUUGUCGAAGUUAGCGUAUUGAAAUAAAGUUUUACAUACAUUACAUACAUAUUCGACGAGAGUGAGUGGAAUAACUGUUUUAUUAUAUACACAAUGGACAUCUGAAUUCCAAGACUUUGCUUUUCGGAUAUUUUCAAUAUUUUUUCUAUUUUGUUUAUGUUUUUAUCUUCGCUCCUUUGGGCGAUUAUUUUUUAAUAAAUACAUAUUUUUAACCAUUUUAAAUUCUAAAAAUUUAUUUGCUAACCUGCAAACAAUUUGUAUAGGAGUUUUUCCAUUGUGUUUUUAAUCCUGUAAAGGCUAUAAAAGGAGAACAAUUUGCCGUUUUCUCGUUCGCAAAACAUCGGAAAUUUAGUUUAAGCCGCCAUUUUGUUUUUCUCCACUGGCAGGAUAAGAGCUAAUAUCAAACACAACCAAAGGUUAGAAAUUGUUAAAAUUGCGAACGAUUUCAUUUGACCAUCAGACCAUUUGAACUUUGACCAUCAGUUAUCUCAAACUUUGACCAAAGUUUACCAACUUUAUCCAUUUUGAUCAACCUUGCACAAAAGUAUUUCACCACACGCGCAUGCUUUUGAUUCGACCGCGUGCUUUAUCCCUUACUUCAAUGUUCUUACUUAGAAUAUGACUGUAUCGACCCAAUUCCGCUUGGUUUGGAGAGCAACUUGAUCGCGAAUUCUCAGUUAAAGUCGUCAUCCGAGAAAGAUGAAACAACACGAGCUAGAAAUGCUAGACUCAGACUGAGGCCGGUAGAUGGUGAAAGAGUCGGUGCAUGGAUAGCUUCAGCUGACGAUGGAAAUCCUUGGCUUGAAGUUGAUUUUAAGUCCAAUGCAACAGUAAGAGGAAUUACUACCCAGGGUCGAUAUGAUGAAGCUGAGUGGGUCACCAGUUAUGAAGUGUCGUAUAGUAUUGAUGGAGUAACUUUUGAUUCGUAUGAAGAGAAUGGACAAGUUAAGGUUAGUUAAAUAUCGUUCAUCGUGGAAAGUGAACUUUAAUUUAUGAUCUAUAGCUGAGUUUCAGUCACGUGAUACGUUCAGCGCUUAGUGGUCAACUCCAAAUGGAAACACAUUUAUCGGAUCGAGUUAAAUAUUCAUUUUAUAAGUAUUGGUCUCGUGUUUGGUAUCAAAUAUAUGCAAUUUAUCGAAAUUUACUUGCUUCUACAAGGCAUAAAGCGGCAAUAGGUGUAAAAUUGACCACCCAGCGUUUCCCUAUUGUAUAAAUUUCGAGUGAAGCCCACUUAUACUGUUGGAAAACCUGGCGGAGUUGCAAUACAGUAAUAAUUAUUUACUAGGUGAGAACUGGGGCCGGUUGUUCAAAAACCGCCGAGAUUAGCUUAACCCUAUAGGUUAAGUGGUUAACUUAAAAUUCAAAGGAACCUAUAAACAGCUUGUUUAUCAAUUUGGAAAUAUUUCUUCACAAACCAUGUCUGGAUCAAUAGAAGUUUUGAAAAAAAUGGACAUGCAGAAAUAUGCAAACUAAAACAGUGGGUUAAAAUUUAAACCUGGAUUAGCGCCUAUCCACCUUUUAACAACCGGCCCCUGAUGUCUAUACCACUGACUGAGCUGUGUCGGAGAGGUUCAGAAAAUGUGUUCCUGCAGCGCGUCUCACUGAGUGAUAUUACAUGCUACAUGACUAUAAGCCGGUUUUCGUUUCAGUAGAUCGUAAAUUAAAAGUUAUUUUCCGCACGACGAAUGGUGAUGAAUUGAGUUGCUGACGAAGCAUUUUGGUUGUCUAUACCAAUUUCUCCCGAAGAUCCUGGGGGCAAAUUUGUAUAGGGCCUUAUUCAGUAGCCGGUUGUUCAAAGCUGAGUUAGGAAUAAUUCUGGUCUAAAGGUUUUAACCGGUACCAUUAUUUUGGUUUUGUGUCUUCAGCGCGUCGUGUAAUUUUCCAAACUUCAGGGGCUGGUUGUUCAAAGCUGGAUGAGCUCUAACCCUCGGUUAAAAUUUAACCUGCUGUUUUGGUUUGUGUCUGUUGAUCCAGACAAGAUUUCUGGAAAAAUAUUUCCUUGUUUAUAAAUAAGGCGUUGGGAAGAUUAUUUGGUGUGAGAUUUUGUUAAUUAACCCAAAAUUAACUGACUUUUGAAUACCUGGCCCCAGAGCUCCAUUAGUAUAGGUAAUCAUGCGAUGGCGAGUACAAUUCGGGAUUAAUAGUACGAGUGAUGUUUGGAAAUUUUGCCAAAAUUGGACGAGCCGCCGGGGCGAGUCCAAUUUGGCAAAUUUCCAAACAUCACGAGUACUAUUAAUCCCGAAUUGUACGAGCAACAUCGCAUGAUUAUUUGUUUAUUAUUAGCAUGACAAAAUUGGAUACGUACUUCUCAAUGUCAACAUCAUAUUCUCUUGCCAAAGCCCAGUCCUGCCAGACUUUCAACCAAAAUUUGGUGCUUUUGUUUGUAUUUUCAUCUAGUUCCUCCACGGCAAUUUCAUUACACGCUUGUGUUUAAAGUACGUUUCCGCCAUUUUGUUUGUUUUGGGAAAAUCAUUAAUUGUACUGCAGUACAAUUAAUGAAAUAAUUGUACUCCUCUCAACCAAUCAGCAUCCAGUAAUUUUGUCAUGCUAAUAAUAAAGAAAAUAAGUCCAUUAAGAAAAAUUGAAAGUCUUAUAUUUACAUGUUAUUAAGUCAACGUUUUCUCAAAUUCUUAUAUAAAUUUUCAAAAUGGCGGAGUAUGUACAUGACAUAGUUUAUGGAAUAAACCAGUUUUUUUGUCUUUCAUGUCGUCAAACUCGAAGAGUAAUUAGUUCUUCCAUAAUACAAACAUAUUUAUUAUUCAAUUUCCUGACAGGUUUUCUCAGCUAACUUCGACAGUAAUUCUACUGUUAAACAAUAUCUUGACCCACCAAUUCUUGCUCGUCACAUUCGUCUUCAUCCAAAGCAAUGGUCCGGAAGUUGUGCACUGCGUGCUGAAUUUCACGGUUGUUAUGAAGGUAUGUAUUCCUGCCAACUCUAUAAAUACUGGAGACUGCCAGACUUUCAACCAAAAUUUGGUGCUUUUGUUUGUAUUUUCAUCUAGUUCCUCCACGGCAAUUUCAUUACACGCUUGUGUUUAAAGUACGUUUCCGCCAUUUUGUUUGUUUUGGGAAAAUCAUUAAUUGUACUGCAGUACAAUUAAUGAAAUAAUUGUACUCCUCUCAACCAAUCAGCAUCCAGUAAUUUUGUCAUGCUAAUAAUAAAGAAAAUAAGUCCAUUAAGAAAAAUUGAAAGUCUUAUAUUUACAUGUUAUUAAGUCAACGUUUUCUCAAAUUCUUAUAUAAAUUUUCAAAAUGGCGGAGUAUGUACAUGACAUAGUUUAUGGAAUAAACCAGUUUUUUUGUCUUUCAUGUCGUCAAACUCGAAGAGUAAUUAGUUCUUCCAUAAUACAAACAUAUUUAUUAUUCAAUUUCCUGACAGGUUUUCUCAGCUAACUUCGACAGUAAUUCUACUGUUAAACAAUAUCUUGACCCACCAAUUCUUGCUCGUCACAUUCGUCUUCAUCCAAAGCAAUGGUCCGGAAGUUGUGCACUGCGUGCUGAAUUUCACGGUUGUUAUGAAGGUAUGUAUUCCUGCCAACUCUAUAAAUACUGGAACGAUAACUCCAAAUAAAAGUCCCAUGAUUAAGAGAAGCCAACAUGGCGGCCAAUAGAGUAAUGUGUUGUAGGUAUGAAAUACCUGUGUAAUUGUAACGUCAGCAAUAGCUUUAAUGCCCCAAAAUGACAAUCGUAUGCGAAGAGCCAUUGCUCUUGUUUCAAAAACUUGAAUCAUUAUUAAACUAAUAAUAUACAUUACUAGAAAUACAUGCUUACAUGCAUGCAUGCAACAACCCCUCGCCUUAGUUUAUUAACUAGAAAAUACAUUCAUGCAGAAACCCUCGCGUUACUGACAAAACCAAUAUAUUUUUCGAACAUGAAGUAGUUAAAGUAUAGUCGUCAUGGUAGCACGAUAAUUGUACUAAGAAUAUUUUUACGAUUGAAAAAUCCCCCAAAAUAUCACUUUUAAUUACAAAAUUGUCAAUUUCAAUUCCCAAACAUAUAUAUGUUGGAGUAUGUUAUUAUUCACAAUAUAAGCUUCAAUUUAAUGUAAAAUUCAACCACAAACGCUUCGCAAAACGUUUUAAAAAAUAAUGUUCCUUAUAAAAUUAAACUGCCUUUACCGAUAAACGUUGACUUUGAAAUAAAAUGAUUUCAAAUUCUCGCAUGCAAAUAACUUUGCUUUCUUUUUUAUUUAAAAAUUUUAAUAAGAUAAAAAGGGGUAAUCAAUAAAGAUACACUCAAAUUUCAUGUUCUCUUUUUUCAUUUAAUUAAAUUAAAGUAUAUACGCAACGAUCAGCUUUAAAGCAAUUAGCUAAUAUAAAGCAAACAAUGCAUCUAUAUUUAAAACUUAGCUUCGUUAUUAACAACCGCGCCUUUGUUCCCUUCUGUAGCAAUUCUUUUGUUGUCUUUUUCUUUCAAAAAGCUUUUGAAAUUUACAAAAUCUUGCAAAAAUAAAAUAUAUAUUUACAAGAAGUCAUCAAAUCAAUAUUUCGCUGUCGUCACGCAGUCAAUAUAAUUCCCAAGUCGCUAUAAUUCGCCGUUCCGGGCGUUAGCUCGGGGCGAUGGUACUAAUUCCGUCCGGGUAUUUACACCCGGGGAAAGGAAUGCACUAGAGAAGUCUAAAAUUCAUCAAAUAUCGCGGGCGCAUGGUGUAUGGGUGGUCAUCUCACUGAUCUCAAAAUAUGGCUGUUUGCCAGGAGUGAAGAAGGGAAAACUAUAAAAAAUACAUGUAAGAAAGCUUGGAAAAUCGUUUCACAUAACUAAUUGUAAAACAUUUUUUGAAUUUUUAAACGUAAACACUGAUAAGAAUAUAUUGAUUUAGUAUGAGAAAUCUUAAAGUAUAUAGGGCAAGUUUGUUUCAAUUGUUUAUGUAUGACUUUUUAUUAUUAUUAUAGACUAGCUUUGUUCUUGUUGUUUAAAUCUUUCCUAUAUGCAUUGUAUGCGAAAGAUUCUUAGUUAAAUUAACGUUUGUAGAAGUUCAUGAUAAAAAGGAAGCAAAUUAUUUUCAUUAGCGUCCUGUACAAUUUAAAUUUAUUUCAUACCAAAGUGCGAGUAAUAAGUUGAAGCUCAAGUUGAAGAGUUUAAUAUCGGCAAAAAGCAGUUGAUUUCAAUUCACAUUUACAAACGUUUUACGUAGAGUUUCGUUUUGAAUUGUAAAACCCAUGGGUUGUAAAACCCUAUACUUUAUAUAUUUUACAAAUUGAUAGUUCUGUAUUUAAAAAUCUUCAAGUUUCAUCUAUUGUUUGCAGGUUUGUACAAAAAAUUAAAAAACAAUUAUCGUGUUGCCAUGACUACGCGAGCCUGCCUUCAGUGUUGGCGUAAUUACGAAUACUUCAUGUUGAAACAAUGUUUGGAGAAUAUAGGCGAGGGUUGUUGCAUGCAUGUAUUUCUAGUGCAAAUUUUAAAUUGUACCAAUCAGUGUUCUCUAUUCAUGACAGUCCGCUGUAUUUUGAGAUCAGUGAGAAUGACCACUCACGCACGGUCACUCACACCAACGAUCGUUGAUGAACUUUAGACCAGGCAUUAAAAUAAGGAUUUUUUACAAGGACAUACUUUACCUCCACGUCAAGGGCCACAAUCACUUGGAAGUGUGGCACGCAGACUAGUUUGAGCACAAAUACUCGUCGACUAAGAAAAAGCUUAUUGAAUGUUGAAUAUUCGCUAACGUUGAGUGUCUCUUUAUCAAAAAUUUGUUUCAAUUAGGUAAAAUAAAGGCCGUCAAUAACUUGAGUCUAAUGUGACUAAUGCAUAUAUACUGCAUUUCAGUUAUUUCAGUGCGGUAUUAGUAAAUAUUUUAAAAUUUAUGGUCCACAGAAGUGCAGAUUUUGGCACUUUGCAGGGCUAUUUAGACCAACUGUUGAGGCUUUUUAACAAUCAUUAGACCAAUCGUUGAGACUUUUUGACAAUCAUGCAGUCUAAAUGAUUCAACCCUAAAUGUUCAAUUGUGUAAUGAAAAUCCAAAUUUAAAGUAAUCAUGUGGUUAUUCCCUGAUGAUAGCCAGAUAUAUAUUUUUGGUUUAUAUAUUUCUGGGUUUUCUCUUUAUAACAUGUCAAGAAACGCUGUAAAAUUAUUUCAGGUUUCAAUUAUUUUCCUAUAGGAGUAUACUUAUUAGGCGGUUUGAUAAUAAUGGCAAUAUCCACAGAAAUCAUGUUACAGAAACCAGCACUCGCUUUUAAACUAAAUUUGCUGUAGGAAAUGGCUGGAAAUUGUUUUUCCGGGCUUUCUUGGAUGCUCUAUUCCCAAGACGAAGUACAGACUGUUCCAAGUACACACUUUUCAAUUUACAAGGACAUAAUUUUCCUUUUACAAGGACACAAAGUAUGUCAAAAAACACGCUAUUUUAAUUUUUGCUUUAGAAUUUGCCAGUGCUGUAAAAGUUACUCAUUUUUUGGAACUAGUUACAGUUACAGUUACAGUUACAUUCCCAAAAAAGGAACUUGUUACUGGUAAAAGUUACACUUUAAAAAAUGUAACUAGUUGCCGUUAUAAAAUUACUUCAAUAUUUUUGUAAGUAGUUACAAGUUAUAUUUGUGAUGUUACUCUGAGUUACACCGGGCGAGCUUGAAAAAUAUGCCCGGCCACGGUGGGAUUCGAACCUACGACCUUUGGAAUACUAGCCCAACACCAACACGGAAAACAUCAUAGUUACAAGUUACUUAGAAAUUUUUGAAACUUUAUGAAGUAAGAAAACCCCCAGUUUUUUCAACUUAAUGAUUAGUGGCAGCAGAUUGACGUUACUUAUUUGUAAACGUUAUGUAACCUUAUCACUAAUGGAUCUCUCAGUUGUGUUAAGCACUAACGUAUGAUGCGUUGUCGCAGAAAACCGUGAGGAAAAUUUCUAGAACUGAGAGGUGAAUUGUAAGUUUUAACCGCAAGAAUGUAAUAAAAACGUAACGUAAACGUUGGCUAUAAAAGUAACGAGUUAUCGUUUCAUUUUAGGCCAAAAUGUUACUCGUUACAGUUACAUUUACCUUAUUUUUGAAGGUAACUAGUUACCGUUACAGCUACUCAAAAAGUAACGAUUACUUGUAAUUUCGUUGCUUGUAACGAAGUUACUUACAGCACUGGACUUUGCUAAUGCUAGCGCUUUCCUUUCCCCGGGAGAAAAUUUAUUUUCUCCGGGCGGAAUUAGUACCCUCCAAGGAGCUCCGCGCCGUUGGUUUGGGUAUAAAUGUUGCUCACUCAACUGUGAUAAGCUAAAAAUGUUUCGCCACAUUUCCCUAUUUUCUUGCAUUUUUUACUACUAUAUUACAUAUUUAAUUCUUGUUUUUCAGCUUAAUUUCCCCACUUCUUCCAAACAUACGUUCAACAUUUUCCCGACAUACGUUCACAAUUUGCCCUACUUAUCGACAUUUCAAUGUUUCUGUAAUCUGACUGCUCGCAUGGAUUACCUUGCUACUGUCCGCCUUCGUUCAAUACAUAGACAAAAUAUGAUUAAUAAAGCACAAAAACGUAUAUUUUCUAUAUUUUUACAGCACACCGUCUUUCUAUAUAACACCAUGACUUGCCUUAGUUUAUGUUAUGCUGGGCCGUAGCCGGAGUGUACGUCUGCGUAGGCGUCUUGUCUAUACAUAGAGCGAGAUCUAAAGUGUAAAUUACUGUAUGAACUUGCAUAGAAUUUAAACGUUCACAUACCUGCAUUUAUUUGCUCUCUUAGAUUGCAAGGAUCCCAAAUAUCUUGGAUUAGCGACGUACAGGAUUUCAGACAUCCAAAUCAAUUCUUCUUCUGACGGAAGCGGUACAGCAUCUCAAGCCAGAUUGAAUUUGACAACAAGUAGUUGGGCGCCGACGUCAGAUGAUUUGUAUCCUUGGUUGGAAGUUGAUUUCAUCAUAAGAACUAAAGUACGAGAGAUUUUGUCGCAAGGUCGGUACCAUGAAGAUAAUUGGGUGACGAGCUAUAGUGUUUCAUACUCCAGUGAUGAGAAGACCUUCCAGGAUUAUACAGAAUACGAUAUAGUAAAGGUAAAAUAGUUUUAAAAUCGGAUCUGGUCUACUCCAAGCUAGUGCAAUCUGCAGACAUGCAUGUUUCGGAGUUCCACGUCUCAUCUCCGCACCUCGGUAUACACAUACAUACGUGAUGACCACCGUAUUUAUACACCUGAGCUUGCUCUUGCCAGUCGCAUUUGGUACCAACACAGUGACAUCAACGUAUCUAUAGAUGCGCAGAGUGCAUAUAUACCUAAAGAAUGGACCUAUAGCGGAAGCCCCCCAAAUUCUCGAUUUUAGUGCAGUGACUGCACUUCCGGUUUUGAACACCUGUUGUUUCGCAAGAUUUCUAAUUCCGAAUUCAAAAAAAGUGAAUUAUUGCAACUACCACUUUUCAAAUAAAACAACUUGUAGUAUCUCUGUACAUUAAAACUUUUUCAAAACUUACGUUUUUUCAAAACCAAAAGUGCGGUAAAAACCUGAAUUUUCGGAUUUCGCGAUUGGUUUAUUUACCAAUUUUUUUCAAAACUUUGCAAAGAACACUAUAGAAUUGAAAAUGUUGGGCAGUUCAUGUGUAUAUUUGCCAGCUGCAUGGACCACCUUAGUAUUGAGGUGGUACACACAAUAAGUGUUUGGACAUUAUUGACAUGCGCUUCUUGAUGAAAACCAGUACAUUUAUAUACAAAGUCAUUAUAUGUCAUAUUGAUUAAUAUUUACAUAUUACACUAUCAAGAGUAGAGUAUGUAAAUUAAGAAAAUUUCUUUGGUUAUUUUAAAUAUAUUCUUACAAUACGAUACAAUACAAUGCAAUAAACCUAUAAUUAAAAUGCAGGGUAGCCCUCUCAGAAGCAAAAGCUUCCAGUAUCAAUAGGAGCCGCAUGACGAUGCAUGCAACCUAAGAACGUUGAGCUUUGACUUCGUGUUUCUGAAAUAAGUCAAUUUACAAUUGCCGUCAAAUUCAAGGUCAACUUCUUAAAUAGUUUCUGUAUACCGAAUUUACUUGACUACACACUAAACCAUGGCUUGAAAUCGUGGGGACAAUCCAUUGUCAAUAAGCAAUUUUUAUUGCGGAUUUUAUAAAUUUCUAUCCUAUUCCUUUUUUGUUCAGGUGUUUUCAGGCAACUACGACAGAAGCUCUAUCGUGCGACAUGUUUUAACUCGUAUCAUAUUUACCAACCGUGUUCGUAUCUAUCCUAAAACCUGGACAACAAAUGCUGGACUCAGGCUGGAAUUUGCUGGUUGUAACUUCGGUAAGAGAACGCGUCUGACUCUAAUUCUGGCCAAAAAAAUAAAAGAAAUAUUUUUUCCAAUUUAACAUUGAUUUGAUGUCUGCGCGGGAAGUUGUCAAAUCUGCCUCUAAAAAUUUUCUAUUUCCACUUUCUAGGGUUGGUCAGAUUGUCACCAUUUGCCAUUCACCACAUCCAUAGUUAGCUAAAAUGCCACUAACGUCAUCAUAUGCAUUGUCUCAUUGGAGACUGCACAUUUAAAACUAGAGUGUAAUUUCCCUUAUUUCGUUUGAUAUGUAAAUUACGUUACGUUGCGUUACACAUGCACAACGACUUAUCGCACAAAAUUAAAUAUCUUGUUUACUAAUAUCAACUAAAAAGACUAAAAAUUGUCUAUUGUUGGUUCGUGUACAAUAAUGAUAAGAAAGCUUCAGGCUGAUAGGGAUGCAACUACCUAAACAACACAAGAAGAACUUGCAUUCGUCAGAUAGUUAUAUCAGUCCCUAAUAAUAUACAUAAAGAUAUUACUCGACUGUGAUUGGUUGAUUUCAGUGCAUUUAAUCCCAAACAGCAGUGCAAUUUUCUGUAAUCACAGUGCAAUUUUCUGUAAUCACAGUGCAAUUUUCUGUAAUCACAGUGCAAAAAUCUGUAACAAACUGAUCUGAUAGGUGGAAAAACAUUGUGAUGAUUAAAUUAACCAAUCAGUUUAAAGCAAUUUAGUUUAAAGAAGUAACGGUCACAGAUUGCUUCAAAACAAAACAAACAUGGCGCCGCGGUACACAAAGUAAAAGUUUCCUUUCGCGUGGAAAAUAUGGCUUUUAUCUUUAUUUUUAAAUGGAAAAGCAUUUAUCUUAAACAAGACUAACAAAAAUUACAUAGUUGAGUGGAAUUUUCAAGCUGUUAGCAUUGUAUAAUGUGCCGAUAUAAUAAAGCCAGGAAAACUUUGCCAGUGGCGGGAAUGUUCGCUAUAAACGCGUAAGUUAAAACUACAAUUGUCUCGAACAAUUUUAAUAUGUAAAUUAUUAAUAAGUAAUAGCAUGGUUUCUCGUGAAAUUUGGAUAAACAUACACUCGUGAGUUUUUCAAAGACCCCAAAUAGCACUCGUCGUUCGGACUCGUUCUAUUUUGAGGUCUUUGAAAAACUUACUCGUGCAUGUUAUAUCCAAAUUGCACUCGAAACCAUGCUAUUACCUAUACUAACAAUCCGAAGCUUUCUUGUUAUUGGGACUAACUGUCACUAGCACUGACAGUUCAAAAUUAUAAUAAUCAUAGGCUGACACUCAUUAUUUUUACGAAUUGUUUUCAUGUGAUAAUGACUAAGACAAAAAACUUUCAAUUGUAAGACAUUAUGCGUGAUAAAAUGUAGAAUAAUUUAUGUAUAAAAAAAUGAAAUAACUCGAUCAUAAACAAAGCAAGGAAAUCUAACUCCGAGUAUUAAACGAUUCACUCUAUACACGUGUAAAAACGCACAGGUUGAUGCAAUACUGAUGAAAACAGGAUUGAACAAUGUUUUGCUGUCCACAUUGUGCAUAGCUGUCAACAAUAUUGAACAAUACUGAUACACCCCAUUUAGGCUCAACAAUAUUGUUCAAUAUUGUUGACAAGUGUGAACAACGUGGGCAACAAAACAUUGUGCAAUCCUGUUGAGCAGCGGGCUCGGCGUUUUUGCCGUAUAGUAUAUAAUUACCUUCCCAAUUAGACGGCAAAAACGUUGAGUUAGAGGCACUAUAAUUAAACUAAUAAACUUGUUUUUUAAAUUUCGUAAAACAAUAUUGUGGCAACCCUAAUCGUGACUUGUGCAUACUCCUUAAGACCGUUUACAUUCUAGGUUGUAUUUACCCUAAUGCUUUGGGCAUGGAAGCUGGACAUAUUGAGGAUUCUCAAAUUACUGGCUCGUCCUCGUGGAAAUAUGAUCAUGCCCCAUUUUAUGGUAGACUGAAGUCUCAUCGUAGCUGGAUACCUGGUUUGUCAGAGGGUGAUGAUUUUGUAACUGUUAACUUCCUGCAUACAACACUGCUGACUGGUAUUGCCAUUCAAGGUGGAUUCUUGGUGGACAGUUUUGUGACUGACUUUACAAUUUCACUUAAGAGUGGUGAUAAUGAAUUUACUCCUUAUCAAGAAAAUGGAGCGAAAAAGGUGAAAAGAAAUUAUUGUAUAGUUCAUAUUACUUUAUGUCUCUAA